This is a messenger RNA of Neurospora tetrasperma FGSC 2508, 1285 nucleotides long. RefSeq lists its product as uncharacterized. The transcript has 4 exons. Lineage: Eukaryota; Fungi; Ascomycota; Sordariomycetes; Sordariales; Sordariaceae. Bases 1 to 1077 code for a protein of 358 amino acids. Gene Ontology annotation, molecular function: oxidoreductase activity, acting on the CH-CH group of donors, NAD or NADP as acceptor. The record is from RefSeq and is a predicted model, not a curated record.
AUGUUCCACCACACCCACGGCUACAAAUCCCACUCCCUCCAACUGGAGCUUGUCCACCGCCCCACGGGCCCCAUCAUCCCCAGCCACACUUUCCGCGUGAGCGCCGUCCCGGCCCCCGUCCCUUCCGACCUCAACGAAGGCGACCUCCUCCUCGAGACUCUGUACAUCUCGCUAGACCCCGCCAUGCGCGGCUGGCUCGACGACGUACGCUCCUACGUGCCCCCCGUGCAAAUCGGCGAAGUGAUGCGCGCCUUUUGCAUCUGCCGCGUCUUGGCCUCUCGCAGUCCCAAGGCCGCGGCGGGGGACAUCGUCACGGCCAUGAACGGGAUCCGCGAGAUUGGGAUUCUCAGUGAUAGGCAUAUUGAGAAGCCGGCGUUUUUGCCGCCCGGUGGAAAAACGACGGAUCUCUUGGGUGUGCUGGGCAUGACGGGGCUGACGGCGUAUUUCGGCAUGAUGAAGAUUGGGAAUGUGAAACGGGGGGAUACGGUGGUGGUGAGCGCGGCGGCCGGGGCGACGGGGUCGGUGGCGGUGCAGAUUGCGAGGAUUCAGGGCGCCAAGAGGGUGGUGGGCACGGCGGGCAGUGAUGAGAAGUGUAGAUGGUUGGUGGAGGAGGGAGGUGCGGAUGUGGCGCUUAAUUACAAAGAUCCAGAGUUUCGGAGGAAGUUCAGGGAGGCGACGCCGGACUUUGUCGAUGUUUAUUUUGACAAUGUCGGCGGCGAGCAACUUAAUAUGGCGCUGGCUCGGGCCAACAGAGGCGCUCGGUUCGUCAUGUGCGGUGGUAUCAGUCAGUACAAUGCCGAGCACAAGCAAGGGCCAAAGAACAUCAACAACGUCAUCACCAUGAGAAUCAGAAUGGAAGGAUUCAUCGUCUUCGACUACAAAGAUGAGUACCCAACCGCUCUCGGUCAGCUCGCCCAGUGGCUGGCUGAAGGUAAGCUGAAGAGAAAGGAGACCAUCCUCAAGGGAGGCGUCAGAGUCGCGGAUGAAGGCAUGGUUCAGCUUUAUAAGGGUGGUAACAUCGGUAAAUUAUUAAUCGAGGUCAAGAACCCCGACGAGGAGCGACAAUCAAGGCUCUAGAUGGUAACCUAGAUCGUGGCGUGUUCGGUUGUAAAACUAAUUAAUGAAAGUACAGGCGGGGGUCCACUAUUCAACAGCCAUGUGUUCCUUUUUUCCAUUGUGUAUCAAGAGAAGUGUCAAUCGUGUUUGGGCUCAGAAGCCUACCCCAGAUAGUCGUGUUUAUGUGUGGUAGUUACAUGACGUCGACUCGAAAUACCACCCAGCAGAG